Molecule: messenger RNA, 760 nt
Organism: Closterium sp. NIES-67
Lineage: Eukaryota; Viridiplantae; Streptophyta; Zygnematophyceae; Desmidiales; Closteriaceae
Source: the annotation of a GenBank genome assembly
AAUAACCCUUGCUUGCCUGUUUCCACCACUGUUCCUGCUUCCGCCAUUCCUGUUGUCGCUCCGUCCCAACCAUCCCACCCGCACACACUCCACUCUCCCACGAGCUUCCCUGCUCCCCCUCCGCCUCGCACUCGACGUCGUCGCCAUGGCCGCCGUUGCGAACUCCGCCCGCCGCGUGCUGACUGCUGCGGCUUCCGAGGCCAAUGUUGCUGUGCGUCGGUUCCACGCGGCGCCUGCUCGUAGCGCCGCUGCAGGAGGAUCUGGAAAUGAGCCUGCCUACCUUCACGCGUAUCACAUGUACGACAUCCCCUCUAUCAAGAACCGUAAGCUGAAGUUUGGCGUCGCUGUCGUCGGCUCCGUUACCUUCGCUAUAGCCGUCCCGCUCAUCGCGGUCUGGCAUCAGCAGAUCAAGGCCCGCGGCUGAAGUGCCAGUGGAAGUCCACUGACUGAGCUUCUGUGGGAGGGAGAGCCUGCUCUUCUUGAAAGCCAUACCUAAAAUGCACAGGCUGUAGUACGGUAACUGGGUUACUGGGGGUGUUAAAUACGGUAGCAGCUUUGGAUACCUGGGAUUAAGAGUCAGCAGCAGCGGUGUGGAAUAUCAAGAGGGUUACAGUUAGUCACAAUAUGUUGGAAGUCUUUUGCUGAAAAUCCCUGAUUCACUGCCGUUUCAGUGACAAGUACCGUAUGCAACCUUAGUGCACAUGUUCAGUUGAUGUACAUUAUAGAAGGUGCAUAAGUCUGGUGUUGUAUCAGUUCUUUU